This is a messenger RNA of Peniophora sp. CBMAI 1063, 1023 nucleotides long. The record is from the annotation of a GenBank genome assembly. Lineage: Eukaryota; Fungi; Basidiomycota; Agaricomycetes; Russulales; Peniophoraceae.
AUGCCCUUCCCCACAGUAACUACGCCGGUGACGCCCACUCCCGUCCGACCCCGCUCCGUGAGCGGUCCGUCUUCGUCGCGGAUGGACGCACUCUCCGCUUUGAAGAACAUCGAGCCGAACCUGAUCAUUGAUGCGGCACCCACACCCAUGGCCAAGAAGCUGAGCUCGGUCGAAAAGUCGAAGCGCCUAGCAGCUUACACCGCCGUUGACAAGCACAUCCUACCUGAACACAAGUACAUCGGCAUCGGAUCAGGAUCAACUGUACCCUACGUUGUCGAGCGCAUCGUGUCUCAAGGACAUGAUUUGAACAAAACCCGUGUCUUCAUCCCCACUGGCUUCCAGUCGAAGGAACUCAUCGUCAAGGCUGGGUUGAGGUUGGGAGACGUCGACCAGUAUCCGACCCUUGAUGUGACUAUCGACGGUGCAGACGAAGUUGAUUCCGACCUGAACUGCAUCAAGGGUGGAGGGGCCUGCCAUCUGCGCGAGAAGGUACUGGCGGAGGCCGCGAUUACCUGGGUUGUCGUCGCGGACUACCGCAAGAACUCGAAGAUUCUCGGCACUACCUACAAGGUCGGUGUUCCAGUCGAGGUUGCACCUUUCGCGUACGCAAAGCUGCUCGAGAACUUGCACACACUGGGCUCGCCUACCGCACAACUCCGCAUGGCCACGCACAAAGCUGGCCCUAUCGUGACGGACAACGGUAACUUCGUCAUCGACGCCCCCUUCCCGCCCGAGUACAUGAAGGAGCCAUUGGAGCUCCUCACUCGCAUCAAGAUGUUGACAGGUGUGGUCGAGGUCGGUCUGUUCUGUCACAUGGCGCGGGCCGCCUACUUCGGUAACGAGGACGAGAGCGUCACCAUACGCCCGCCCAUGAACUCAAUGGCAUGCAUAUCAACGGCAACGGCAAUGGAAACAUUCACGGUUCUGCUAUCGCUGAAGAGGACUAGAUUCCCUGGCAUCAUCUGUAUCAUAUCAGACAAUGUACUCUCUAUACCGCCUCCUACGAGUGGUUGUAUGUCAUAA